AACUCAUUUAUGACACACUUAGUUUCAUCUUCGUCUGUGAACUCGCCACGUUUGGUUACUGGUGCUUCAAAGUUUCUUUUGUAUAUAUGAUAAUUUCUAAAUACAGAUAAGAACAGUUCAACAAGGGAUAUUGCUAAACCAACUACAUGAAAGACUUCAAAUAUGAUGACCAGAUCUCGAUCCGCUGAUGCUGCUAAAAGAAGCGUUAGUUCUUCAACAAACAAGGAAGAACUUGAACGAAACAACAGCCAUGUAGACUUUCGCUCAACGACAAACGGUGUGGACAAAAAGACAGCUGGCGAGAAAAACAUGAAAACUCAUCAGGCAAGCCUUAAGGGAGACAGAGGGAAUAUAGCCGUUCUUACGUUUCUGUAUGUUCUUCAAGGAAUCCCUCUAGGGCUGGCCGGCGCUAUGCCGAUGUUGCUUCAAACACGAAAAGUCGCGUACAAAGAUCAGGCAACGUUUAGUUUCGUAUUUUGGCCUUUUAGCAUGAAGUUGUUGUGGGCGCCUAUCGUAGACACUCUUUACUUUUCGCGAUUUGGCCGAAGGAAAUCAUGGCUUGUUCCUGUGCAAUAUUUGUUAGGAAUUUUUAUGCUCGUACUUUCAAAGGUAAGUUUCUUAUGAUUGGACGCGCGUUCAUGCAGGUACUUAUUAAUUAAAUGCCCAGUCAUUCUGCUGAUGAUACAACCUGUACAGAAAUUUGUUUCAAACUUUGCUUGUUGAUUGUUCAUCUUAAAGAUAAUUAAAUUUGGAAUGAAACCAGAAGAUCUCCUCGCCCAAUCCUGGGGAUGGUGUCUUGUUGUGCUUAAGGAAUUUGUCUUUCUCUGUCUUAUCACCGAAUUUGAGAUUUACUAAUUAGUUGAUCCUAGCAUUAUUCAGGAUGAAUGUCACAUAUGAACCAAGAAAUCUAUAACCUGGCUCACCACAGAGUUUUCUGUGGCUCAGAUUACAGGUUCAGUUCCUCAUGGGGAACCAGAGUUUUUUACUUGUCUCGUGCUCAUUUCAAAACGAAAAACAUCUGGGCAAGAUUUCCAUUAACCUUCGUACAUCAUUAUGCAUACAAUUCGUGAAUGAAAUAAACUGUGGCAUAAACAAUACAUUCCCCUUAGGAGUACAGCUUUGUUUUAGUAUAGUAUGGAGUUGUAGUGGAAUCUCUCUAACAUCUUUCUUUAUUUCAUAAUACCAAGUUUAAAAUAUACCUUCUCUCUUAUACUAUUUACCCACAAAAACUUCAAUAUUUGCUUUUUUUCAGCACAUAAAUGAACUGUUGGGUGAAAGUAGUGAAGAAGGGCCAAGUAUCAUCUUUUUAACAGGGAUUUUCUUUUGUUUGAAUUUCCUUGCUGCAACUCAAGAUAUUGCUGUGGAUGGUUGGGCACUGACAAUGUUGUCCAGGGAAAAUGUUGGCUGGGCGUCAACUUGCAACACAGUUGGCCAAACAGCAGGAUUCUUUAUGGGGAAUGUUGUAUUCUUAGCUCUUAGCUCUGCUGACUUCAGUAACAGGUAUCUUCGAUCACAACCAUCAUCAGAUGGAGUUGUCACCUUUUCGGGAUUUUUUUACUUCUGGGGAAUUGUUUUUUUAAUCACCACAACACUAGUUGGGUUGCUGAAACGGGAAAAGUCAGAACAAGAGCUCCAUGGAGAAGAGUCUGUGGAAGGAGUAGUCGAUGGGUAUAAAACAUUGGGCAAAAUUUUGCGCUGUCCCAGUAUUUUGAAAUUGAUCGUUAUCUUGCUAACAUUUAAGGUAAGAUUUAUUAUCCACUAACACCUUAACAUCAGUAUGUACAUUCUCCAUAUCAUUCUUCAGGCAAUUCCUAAGGUGCUGACAAGGAGAAUGUAUUAAACAAUCCUGAGCCUGUAUAGUUGGUGAUAAUGUACUAAAUUCCCGUGACCUAAAUGUGUGAUUCAGGCGUAAUAUUAUAAGUAGAAUUUAGGAGCUAGUCACUCUUGGUAUUCGUGUUUCAGGGUUAUCAUUAGAAGCCAGUAGUCAGCACAAACCUGCUGGCUGUCAGACCAUUUUUACUUUGUGAAUUGUGACAGAAAAGAAAUAUAUUUUUGAACCAUUUUUAAGAUCAAUAUCUGCCAAAAAAAUUGUUACUCAAAUAAGUCCCAGAAUGCUAGAAAACAUGGCAAAGAGAGUUUCAAUUUUCAUAUUUCAUGGGGAUAGCAUGCUCCUGGAUCUCCCAGAACUUGCAAAACAUGUUGCUUGCACAAUCUAACUCAAUUGAGCCUUCUAGUGUUUAGUUCAGAUCAUACAUUUUCUAAAGACAAGCCUGCACUUUCUCUUACAAUGGAACCCCACAGUGCGCUGGAAAAUGUUUUCUUUUUCUUUGAUUUUUUAGUAUCUAAUGACAGAUGUAAUGUUUUGCAUACUUUAUGGUUACAAAGUACGUUUAUUAAGUAAAAAUUGAUACUGUUCUAUUCAUUUUUUUUCCCAGAAAAAUAGAAAGCACUACUCUAUUUAUUUUUUUUUUGUUUCACAAUGAAAUUUGGGAUAGAAGUGGAAACAUUCUGAUAAGGGCUAUUCUUGUAUUCAUCUUCUUUAUAUUUGUGCUGUAUCUGUGUUUAUUCUUCUUUUGUCUUUUGUAAUUGCUCAAUUUUCAGUUUGUUUUUUUAUUAGACUAAUUUUGCUUAAUACAUACAUGCAUAAGUAAGUUACAGUAACAUUUUAGCUCGACCAACAUUUCUACUCUGCCAAGGGUCAGUUACUCUUCUACAUGUACCUUGAAACUGUGAAUAUAAUAUUAUUAGGGGUGCCCAUUAUUUAAAAGCCCUGUGGUUUCUCAUGUUUAGGAUGUGGAAUACAUUAGUAGAUUCUAUGUACUGGGAAAAUACUUGACUUAAAUUCAUGUGCAAAUUCUUGACAUUCAGGUUGGCUUCUCUGCAGCUGACUCUGUGACUGGCCUCAAGCUGAUUGAAGCUGGAGUUCCCAAAGAGAAUCUAGCUCUUCUUGCCAUUCCCAUGGUUCCAAUACAGAUUUUAUUGCCACUUUAUAUCAGCAGAUAUACAGCAGGUUGGUAAAUAUGAAUGUGACUCUUCAAAAAAAUGUGCAGAUGACAAUACUUAUAGGCAUGUUCAUAAAUGCAUGAUACUUGAUGUUUAUUAAUUUGAUUAUUUUGAGAUGAAUGCAUACAUAUCAAUUAAGAAAUAACAGUUUAAUUGUAAACAGUUUUCACUGUAUUGAGGGAGAUCUCAAAACUAGUAACAGCUGAUAUGAAAACUAAAGGAAAACACGCCCCAUAAGAGUGACAAGCAUCUGAAUUCUCCUUACAAUGUCACCUUCAAAUGGCACUUUAAUGUCCCAACAAUGAAGGAAAUGAUCAGUAACUAAAAAGGCUCUAGGUUGUUAAACAAAUUCUCCUUGUCAGCACCUUAGGAAAUACAAAGAGAACAGUAUGGAGAAUAUGCAUUCUGAUGUAAGAGUGUGAAGGGUCAAUGGUUCAUUCUGAUGGGGGGGGAGGGGGUGGGUUGGAUCUGAAAUUGUUGUGUUCUUUCUUUUGUGAGAAUCUCUGUUUCUCUUCACAGGUCCACGUCCUCUUGAUUUGGGUCUUAAGGCCUUUCCUUAUAGACUGCUUAUGGGUGUGGUCAUCAUGAUGUGUGUCUGGUGGGCCAAUAUUGUGCGUGGGCCUGGGGAGGAAUUCUUUCCGUUAUACUUUUACUUAACAAUUCUGCUGGUGUAUGCAAUCCAUCAGGUACUUUUCAUUACUGUUUGUUUUCAUGAAUUUUCUUGAAUAGUUUCAAGAAACCUUUGAUCAUUUAUGAUGCACUCUAAAGAAAAAGGGGCCAUCAUUGGAGGUACUUCGUGUACUACACAGGAUUUUUCCAUGGAGUAAGUACGGGUGAUAAAACAUUUUUAAAUGUUUCUUUGAGUACUGGUGUUAUAGAGAAUUUUUUUUUUUCCUUUGGACGAGAAGUGGGUGAAGCUACUCAUCCACACAAGUUGGAACUUACGUUAGGCUCUUUCAACAUAUGUUCUUACUGCGAGGGUAUUCAAAGUCUCGUGUAUACAGGUGUAUGCUGUUUAAGUUGCUUGUUUGACAGCAAACAUGCAAACUAUCUCGUUAUGUCAAGUUGAUUUCGUUUUAUUAACUGAAUUACAUGUAGCCACUGCAAAGACUUCAUAAAGCUGACGUUUCAGGCCUUAAUGUCAACUUUUGUCAGCCCAUUCGCUCUAGCAAAGGGCUAACGCUCGAAACAUUAUCUGUAGAUACUCUUGACGGUUACCACUUUACAUCAUCAUCUCAGUUGUCUUGUAAUAACCCCCCUCCCCUCCCCCCCCCCCCUUCACUGAUGCAGCACCACAGUUUCUGCAGAAACUUACAUGUACCUUCUUUAUUUAUAUAUAUCUGCUUGUCGCGUGAUUGCGUUGAAAUAUUGACGUCGUUAUAUGUCACUUAUCUCUGAUGAGGGGAGUAAGUUUUUAAAGAAACUGUGGUGCUCCGUCGUUGGGAGAGUAUAGCGGGGUAAUUAAGUAUUAACAAUAGAGUUGAUAACGUAAAUUGACCACCCUUAAGAGCUUGAAAGCUAACGUUUCGAUCGUUCGCUCUUCGUCAAUUGUUCUGACAAAGCGCUAGCGAUCGAAACGUCAGUUUUCAAACUCAUAACGGAGGCCGGUUUACGUGACGUUAUCAAAUCAGUUGAUAAUAAUAAAUUACGCUGUAUCUCUGAUGAGCCUUAGUCUCCUAUUCUGAGCUCUCGUCCUUUUCCUCGUGGACCGCCAACAGGUGUCCCUGUAUUGCAUGUUUGUGGCCUUCAUGGCUUUCCACGCCCGCAUCAGCGACCCGCGGGUUGGAGGGACGUACCUAACACUUCUUAACACGGUGACGAACCUGGGAGGAAACUGGUGCCAGACUCUGGCACUGUGGUUGGUGGAUGGGCUUACCUGGACAAACUGUAUUGGUGCUUCUGUACCGGGACUCCACUGCAGCGGCAAGACAAAUGCAAAGGUGUGGGGAAACAUCCCGCGAAUAUUUCUCUAUUAGAUACAUUUUAUGAUAUCGCAUUUUCUACCGAAAAGUUUGAGAUACUUUGCGGUGCAUGUAGCAACUAGGGAAAACCAGAUUUACUUUUCCAGACAUACAGUUAUCAGAGACACAUGACACAAAUUUAUACUUCAGCCUCUAGCCACCUUUGAGAAGUUGCUCACAGGUCGUGCCUCUUACACAAUGAACAGCAAACAAAUAUAAGUGUGGUAUUGAGUGUUUUGUUUUGUUCCUCCUCUUUUUGUAGGAUUGUACGAAUGCUGGAGGCGUUUGCCAAACUAUGGUUGACGGCUAUUACGUAGAGUCCAUCGUUUGUGUCGUCAUUGGUAUUGUAUGGUUGAGAUGGAAAGGUCAGAAGACAAGAUCUCUGCAAGAUUUACCUGAAUCAGCUUGGAGAUAUCAGUAAAAUAUGGAAAGCAACGAGCUGUAUGCAUAAAACUUAGGUUUAACUUUGUUCAAUACACCUUCUAUGUAAGUGUAUACCAUUUUGCGAAAGUACGGAAUAUUUUCAAGAACUACCGGAAGUUAACGAAGAAAUAUAGUUGGUAACAAUUGAAACCAUGCGCAAUAUUAAUGUAGUGGAAAAUUUAUUUACACUUCUUUGUUACAUAAUGAUACACUGAAACUUUAAUAUAAAAGGAAAACGGUGUUGAAUGUUACCAAUAUCAAAAUAUUAAACGCACAAUACUACAUUUAAAUAUAAAUUAAAUGCGACUACAGACAUAUAUGCACGAGUUAAAUUGAUAAUUCAGCUGAGUCAUAUCUGCUUGUGCUCGGGCUCUGCCAGUGGUUAAUCCUGGGCUCUCGCUUCAUACGAUUUCCGAACUUAUUUCAGUUGGAAAUUUCAUGGGGCAUAUGAAAGAUGUCAUUCCCUCUUUACUCUGUUUUCAUAUGCUUUUCUUAUGAUGUUUCAAAGGACUUAUACGUCCAAAAAUUCGGACUCACGCAUGCGCUCUACAGUCUCAACGGUAUUAAGUGCCUUAUGCCGAACGACCCUGAAUAUUUCAGUACCCGGUUGUCCUAUGAAGCGAUUGAGUUAAGUAAAUGUAUUCGUAAAGAAGAUCAUCAUAUGCAAACCUUGAAAUAUGGUCAUUACGAAUUAUACGCAACUAGUAAUUUUGAAAUGACCAGUUAAAUACAACGUACUGUAACAUGUGCGUUUUGUACCAAUUUCUGGUGGAAACCAUUUUUGGCUAUUUUACAUUCCGUUAGACUAGCCAUAGUAAAAAAACAAGGAGAGGGAGGAGAUUAUGAGAAUUGUAACCCCAAGUGCCACAUAGGACUAAACAUACUGUUGCCCCGAGCAAUGCUUUUGUUUAAGAUCGUUGACGAAGUAGAUAAACAUAGUCUAAAUUCUGUGUGGUUCUGAAGAAAUAAAUGGAUUUCCAGAUUUCUUUAUCAGUGAAUUAUUUUAGGUGAUUAAGUGACUUUCCUGCGUUAGCAAGGAGCUAUCUAAACAAAAUUCAAGCGUUUGACUAAAUUUAAGAUGGUCUCGAACUCGGUUUUAACUUAGCAACGGCGAAAGUUUUUCUAAAUAACUGGCCUAUUGUUGGUUUAAGUAUAUCUCAAUAUAAUGUACAUUUACAUGGCAUGCAAUACGUUACUUACAGCUGUACGAUACUUUUAUCACUACGCCUACCUUUCAUUAUUUAUUGCAAAAAGUGAAAAAUUGUUGCUUUAAACGAUCUUGAUUUAGAGGGACUUAAACCAGUAGCAUCACACACAUCUGAUUAGGAAUUAUUUUUGCUAUGAUGAUAAACAUAAAAAGUUUCUUUAUAUUUCCUUUUAUUUAGUAUCCUCUAGCUAACUAGGGACGCUGUUAUCAUCUUAAUAAGAUACAUGAAAAAAUUACUCAGUUCUAAUUGGUUAAGGUGAAUGUAUUUUUCAGGUAAUUCAGUGCAGAAGAGGGUUAAUUCGGUGCAAAGAAGUAACAAACCAGGUUGAACAAUUCCUUGAGCUGUUUAGCCGGACUAUGAACUUUUUUGCGCCUUUAAGAUGUAAAAAUAUAAUUGUAGAUUAUUGUUUUGAUCGUACGCUGUUGUUUUGACCACACGCACAAAUGUCACUUGCAGGGUUUGAAUAAAUUAUUUUUUCACUCGAUGCGCGGGCUUUGCUUCUGCAUAAUUAUGAUAAGCUAUCUCUUAUUUUAUCAUGUAUAUCAUUGAUACGUAAUCACAUAAUUUUUCUCGUACAACUUAGAAUAAUUAAGCAUUUGUAAUCAUUUUCAAAGACCACAAAUUGCACUCGUGCAAUCUUUCUAGUCUUAGAAAAAAUUUUUAAUUUAAAUCAUACCUAAGUAAAUCACAUGUAAAAUGUUAUGAAUCUCAAAUAUGUAGCAGUAUAGAAGUAGAGGAGAAGGUCAACUAAUGCCAACCUUUUUUUUUUCGCGAAUGUCUGACUGUUUUCGAACCAAACGGUCUUAUGUUGUCAAAAUAACGUCCCCGUCAUGUUAAACUGCUCAUUCAGGUAGAGAUAAAAAUACGAAAACAGCUGUUCAUUCAACGUGUAUAAUGAAGAAAAGUGAAUGUGAAAGUAACUCCAUGCGAAUUUCUGCGUAUUUAAGGAGAAGCAUUAAUCGCUCAGAUGUUAAAAUGGAAAAUAACUAAAUAUCCAUUCAUCUUAUCUGUAAUAUGAAACAAUGAAACAUUUAAAAUAUCCUUAGACAAGGGAAACGCUUUAACAUUUCAUUGAAGUUAACGCCUUUGUCGAUUUAAAAUUAUACGUUACCGUACCUGUAACUUUUCUCUUAUAGCGAAAAUAUUCCACAGAAAGGAAUUAAACUGAUACGAAAU
Pocillopora meandrina is the source of this 7771-nucleotide messenger RNA. The record is from the annotation of a GenBank genome assembly. NCBI's taxonomy places the organism in Eukaryota, Metazoa, Cnidaria, Anthozoa, Scleractinia, Pocilloporidae.